Hibiscus syriacus is the source of this 1378-nucleotide messenger RNA. RefSeq names its product probable protein phosphatase 2C 2. Lineage: Eukaryota; Viridiplantae; Streptophyta; Magnoliopsida; Malvales; Malvaceae. The coding region runs from base 102 to 1277 and encodes 391 amino acids. The record is from RefSeq and is a predicted model, not a curated record. Gene Ontology annotation, molecular function: cation binding; protein serine/threonine phosphatase activity. The transcript has 4 exons. Gene Ontology annotation, biological process: protein dephosphorylation.
GUUUUAGUUAUAUGUAGGGUUUCUCUUCCUUUUUCCCUCUACCCAAACAGAAGAGAAGAAAGCUCUGAGAGAAAACGAAACGAGAAGAGAAUAAAAGAAUAAUGUCUUUGUCUCUAAUUGUGCCGUCGUCUCCCAUUUUCUCCCCAAAGAAGCUCCCUAAAAUAUACUGCAAAUCGGACGGCUCAUCUUUGUCUUCAUCUCCUCGGAUCAAUGGUUCUCAAGCGCCGUCAUCUCCUUUAUCUAGUUUGCUGUCCCCCACGAAAUCGCCUCGUCAGCUCUUGUCAACCUCCUCCGUAGCGACACCGCCGCCGUCGCCUUUGAAAUCUCCGUUGUCGAUUUGCGUCUCGAAGAAACAGCUACCCUUCGGAGCGGAUCCGGCGCCGUCUGUAGUGAAGAGGAAGAGGCCGGGGAAGAUAGAGAUACCGACGUUGAUGGCGGUUCAGCUGGGAUUCGCGACGGAGACGCCUAGAGGAGAGGAAGAGGUUCAGGUGGAAGGGGACGGGUAUUCUGUUUAUUGUAAGAGAGGGAGGAGAGGGAAAAUGGAAGACCGUUACGCUGCUGCCGUUGAUCUUGACGGAGAUCCCAAACAGGCUUUCUUUGGGGUUUAUGAUGGGCAUGGAGGUUCAAACGCAGUUGAAUUCGUGGCAAAGAAUUUAGAUAAGAAGGUCAUGGAGGAGGUGUCGAAAAUUGGUGAAGAUGAUUCCAUUGAUGAUGCAAUUAGAGAGGCAUAUUUAGCUACCGAUAUAGAUUUGCUCAAGGACGAUGUGGGUGGUGGUACUUGCUGUGUCACGGGAUUUGUUCGUAAAGGUGAUCUUUUGGUAUCGAAUGUAGGCGAUUGUCGUGCUGUUUUGAGCCGAAACGGUGUAGCAGAGGCCUUGACGUCCGAUCAUCAACCUUCGAGGCAAGACGAGAGAGAUAGAAUCGAAGCUUUGGGUGGUUAUGUGGAUUGUCGCCAUGGUGUUUGGAGAAUUCAAGGUUCUUUAGCUGUUUCAAGAGCAAUUGGUGAUAGACAUCUUAAACAAUGGGUAAUUGCUGAACCAGAGACGACAAUGAUCAAAAUUAACCCGGAAUGCGAGUUUUUGAUCCUUGCUUCGGAUGGUCUUUGGAAUAAGGUUACUAAUCAAGAGGCGGUCGAUUUGGUCCGUCCAUUCUGCGUAGGCCUCGACAUGCCUAACCCGUUUUCUGCUUGCAAAGAGCUGGCUGAAUUAUCAUCAUGGAGAGGUUCAUCCGAUGACAUUAGUGUGAUGAUAAUCCAACUGCAACACUAUGUUUCUUGACUUCUCAAGGAGAAAAUGAAUUGGUUCAAAUUCAAUCGUCUGAAAUCGAAUCUCUCGCUGUUAUUAAAAGCUAGAAGAGACCUCUUAGACCAGUUAUACUU